UUUGUUUCUUCCACUCUUCCAUUUUCAUUCUCCCAUUCACAACGAUGGCCUUUGUGACUGCGACUGCUGCGCUGCACUGGAUGUGGUCGCGCGUCAAUGCGUUGAUAGCCCCUGCGACCUACCGCGCCGCCUCCUCCAAAGCGACUGCUUCUGGUGCCGAGAAGCCGCACGUCGUCUUUGUGCUCGGCGGCCCUGGCUCUGGCAAGGGCACCCAGUGCGAGCGCAUCGUCCAAGAGUUUGGAUUCGUCCACCUCUCGGCAGGCGACCUGCUGCGCGCCGAACGCGCCAAGCCGGCGUCCAAGAACGGCGAGCUGAUUGACAAGUACAUUCGCGAGGGCAAGAUUGUCCCCGUCCAAAUCACCUGCACGCUGCUCGCCGAGGCCAUGGCCCUCAACCCGACCAAGUCCUUCUUGAUUGACGGCUUCCCGCGCAACCAGGACAACGUUGCCGGCUGGGACGCCGUCGUCGGCCCGAGCGUCAACCUCGACUUUGUCCUCUUCUUUGACUGCCCCGAGGCCACCUGCGUCCAGCGUGCCCUCCAGCGCGGCCUGACCUCUGGCCGUACCGACGACAACAAGGAGUCGCUCACCAAGCGCUUCCACACCUACGAGAGCGAGACCAUGCCCAUCGUCAACUACUUUGACCGCAAGGGCCUUGUUCGCAAGAUUGACUCGACGCGCUCGGUCGACGAGGUCUUUGCCGACGUCAAGAAGGUCUUUGCCGCUCGCAAGUAAAACGUAGUUUUGUAGCAUUUUGGGAAGCAGAUGUUUUGCUGCUCAGUGCUGUGUUGGGUUUUUGUGACUUGUCUGUUUAUACAUUCACAAGAAAACAAAAUUGUUACAACCCGUUGAUGCUUUAUCAAAGGCAGCGUUCGAUUGCCAGCCUACAUUCAAAGGCGUAUUUUACAUGAAAAAAAAAAAAAAAAAAAAGCGCGCACCUUUCGAAAAACCGCAACCAA
Messenger RNA from Capsaspora owczarzaki ATCC 30864, 958 nucleotides. Its product is annotated as adenylate kinase. The record is from RefSeq and is a predicted model, not a curated record. Gene Ontology annotation, molecular function: ATP binding; UMP kinase activity. Gene Ontology annotation, biological process: 'de novo' pyrimidine nucleobase biosynthetic process; CDP biosynthetic process; UDP biosynthetic process. Gene Ontology annotation, cellular component: nucleus; cytoplasm. NCBI's taxonomy places the organism in Eukaryota, Filasterea, Ministeriida, Capsasporidae. Bases 45 to 734 code for a protein of 229 amino acids. The transcript is spliced from 2 exons.